Acanthosepion pharaonis is the source of this 615-nucleotide messenger RNA. NCBI's taxonomy places the organism in Eukaryota, Metazoa, Mollusca, Cephalopoda, Sepiida, Sepiidae. The record is from the annotation of a GenBank genome assembly.
AUGAAUUUAUGCCAACUUAUAUCUCUCCGUCUGGUCUGUCUAUCUCAAACACUAUUUAUUUCAGUCUCUUUCAUUGAAUCUAUAUCAAUUCUCUCUAUUCAUCUUUCUUUAUCUCCCUCUCUCUCUCUCUCUCAUAUCACUCUAUUCAUAAUUUGUCCUUAUAUAGCUCUUUACCUCCCCCAACAUCUAUCUCUGUUCAUAUUUAUUCAUCUAUCAUUGCUUCUAUCUAUCUAUCUAUCUAUCUAUCUAUCUAUCCUCAUAUUUAUUAUUGCUUCUAUCUUUUCUCAUAUUUAUUAUUGCUUCUAUCUAUCUGUCCCUUCUCAUUUAUUUAUCAUUGCUUCUAUCUAUCCUAAUAUUUAUUUAUCAUUGCUUCUAUCUAUCUCUCUAUCUAUCCUAAUAUUUAUUUAUCAUUGCUUCUAUCUCUCUAUCUCUUCUUAUAUUUAUUUAUCUCACUUCUCAUAUUUAUUUAUCAUUGCUUCUAUCUAUCUAUCUAUCUAUCUAUCUAUCUAUCCCUUCUCAUAUUUAUUUAGCAUUGCUUCUAUCUAUUCUCAUAUAUAUUGCCUGUUCAUAUCUAUCUCUCUAUGUAUACAAACUUUCACAAAUGUUCAUAUAUAA